AUGCAUAUGUACUACUGGUGGUUUUUGGCCAUAAUGGUAAUGCUACGCAGUCGUUGUCACGGCUACGUGGCAUGGGACAGAUUCGAUGGAAAGGUCCAGUGCAAAGGCUGCACGUCGAACGAUUGGCGGAAUGAAUUUCAUCCCAGAAGAACAGAGCAAGAAUGGCCAGACAUGGAGAAUAUCUUCUACCAAGUUCGAGCAUCGGAUGGGCGACGGCUACUUGAGAAAAAGCAAAGCAGCGACCAACAUACUUGGAAGAAAUUCUCCACCGCAUUACAGCAGCAGCUGGGCUGCAUGAACGAUAUGAACAGCGUGAACUGCAUCGCCAGAGGAUUUGGAAAAUGA
Molecule: messenger RNA, 345 nt
Organism: Soboliphyme baturini
Lineage: Eukaryota; Metazoa; Nematoda; Enoplea; Dioctophymatida; Soboliphymatidae
Source: the annotation of a GenBank genome assembly